AACAACCCGCCGUCACCUUAACUGAACGACAGAAGUCGACAAUGCCGACCGGAUGCUUGAAGCGCAUCACAGCCCCUCGUUCCUCAGCGAGAGAGAGAAAACAGAAUGUGUUUGACAUAUCUUGUGACGACAAGGGGGGGGGAAACCUCAUAUCCGAACCAGCAAGGACAUCAAAAGAGGGGGAAGGAACAUCACGAUGGCUCGCUGACUGAUCAAGAGAUCACAAAGAGUCGAAAGUCGACAGCCGAGAGUCGAGAAGGGACGAAGAUCCUCCCUCUCUUACCCCAUUCCCCGAUCUCAUUUCCGUCGUAUGAUCUACACGGAGGGCACCAAGUGCGUGGAUAUCGACAUGGACCGGGUCCGGAGGGAGGCACUGAAAAGGGAAAUUUUUCGACGAGGCGCAUGAAGACGCCGGAAGUUAAAGUGUUGCUAGCGACCAACCAACCAACGCCGAGCAAGACAGCCACCCCUCUCUGCUCUCUGAGAGAGAGAGACGCAAAAGAGGGACUCGAUAUUCGACGAGAGUCAUUUUCAGGAAUAGAACAUAACAGCACUGUUGUUAAGUACCGCAAAUCCGUAUGUCUUACUCGCAAGCACACACAGAUCCAGAUGCUUGUCUCUCUUUCUUGUUACCAAGACAGCGGCAGAUCAACACAGCGAAUAAAGGGAGCAGCCCAAAGGGCAGUCGGUUCGGGCAACACAAGAAAAACGCGGGAAACAGACAAAUGGCAGCUUGACAUGACAUACGUAAUAAAGCUUGGCUCUUAACUUUUGUAAGCCCUUUCGAUUUUGGGAAUGGAGCUCGUGGAAUGUCUCACUCGUUGUCCCGUUGUCUGGGUUGUACCUUGGAUCUCCAUGAGAUGCUCACAUCGGCAAUCACCUAGCUUCAACACCACGACCUAUGACUACUGUACCCAGACACGGCAACCAAAUCACAGCAUAGCAAAGCUCAGCAUCGGCACCGGCAGCUCGUCAGAAGGAAGCGAAGAUCGGUAGGUAACGAACGGUAGGUACGGCGAUAGCGUG
Neurospora tetraspora is the source of this 1026-nucleotide messenger RNA. RefSeq lists its product as uncharacterized. The record is from RefSeq and is a predicted model, not a curated record. The transcript has a single exon. Lineage: Eukaryota; Fungi; Ascomycota; Sordariomycetes; Sordariales; Sordariaceae. The coding region runs from base 106 to 768 and encodes 220 amino acids.